Messenger RNA from Arvicanthis niloticus (Nile rat), 5392 nucleotides. It is a transcript of the gene Prdm15, whose product is annotated as PR/SET domain 15. Gene Ontology annotation, molecular function: protein binding; DNA-binding transcription factor activity, RNA polymerase II-specific; RNA polymerase II cis-regulatory region sequence-specific DNA binding. NCBI's taxonomy places the organism in Eukaryota, Metazoa, Chordata, Mammalia, Rodentia, Muridae. Gene Ontology annotation, cellular component: nucleus. The record is from RefSeq and is a predicted model, not a curated record. Gene Ontology annotation, biological process: regulation of transcription by RNA polymerase II.
AUGUGCCCGCCUACUAUCGGGGAAGAGGGUGGACUGGUGGGGGCCAGGGCCAGGUGGAGCCUGCAUGCUCCCGAGGAAUCAGCAAUGGCUGAAGAUGGUAGUGAGGAGAUCAUGUUUAUCUGGUGUGAAGACUGCAGCCAGUACCAUGACUCAGAGUGUCCUGAACUGGGACCUGUGGUCAUGGUCAAGGACUCCUUUGUGCUGAGCAGGGCAAGGUCCUCCCUCCCCUCUAACCUGGAGAUCAGGCGCCUGGAUGACGGGGCUGAAGGUGUGUUUGCAGUGACCCAGCUAGUCAAGCGCACACAGUUUGGUCCGUUUGAGUCCAGGAGGGUUGCCAAGUGGGAGAAAGAAUCUGCAUUUCCUCUGAAGGUAUUUCAGAAGGACGGGCAUCCUGUAUGUUUUGACACUUCCAAUGAGGAUGACUGCAACUGGAUGAUGCUAGUGCGACCAGCACUGGAGCCUGGGCACCAGAACCUGACAGCCUACCAGCAUGGCAGUGAUGUAUAUUUCACCACCUCAAAGGACAUUCCUGCAGGCACUGAACUGCGUGUAUGGUAUGCUGCCUUUUAUGCCAAGAAGAUGGACAAGCCGAUGCUAAAGCAGGCCUGCUCCAGUGUUCAGGCUGCAGGCACCCCUGAACCCAGUGUCCCUGUGGAGCCUGAGCGUGGCCAAUGGGUGUGUAAGGUGUGCUCCAACACCUUCCUGGAGCUUCAGCUCCUGAACGAACAUCUCUUGGGCCACCUGGAGCAAGCCAAAAGCCUGCCUGCAGGUGAUCAGCAGCAUGAGGCAGCUUCUGAGAAGGAGCCUGAUGCACCCAGAAUGGAGCCUCCCACAGCAGCAGAGAGCAAGGGCAUCCAGAGUGUCGUCACCAAAGAGCCAAAGAAAAAGCCUCGAAGAGGGAGGAAACCCAAAGCAUCCAAGGUUGAGCAACCUCUGGUCAUUAUCAAAGACAAGGAGCCUGCAGAACAUGUGGCAGAGAUCAUAACCGAGAUCCCCCCAGAUGAGCCUGUGAGUGCAACACCAGAUGAACGGAUAAUGGAGUUAGUCUUGGGGAAGCUGGCCACCCCCACAAAUGAAGCCAGCUCAGUGCCAAAGUUCACGCAUCAUCCAAGCAGCACCAUUGCCCUCAAGAGGGGCUUGGUCCUGUCCAGCAGACAUGGUGUCCGGCGGAAGCUUGUUCGUCAGCUGGGUGAGCAUAAACGCAUCCAUCAGUGCGGCACCUGCAGCAAGGUCUUCCAGAACAGCAGCAACUUGAGCCGGCACGUGCGCUCGCACGGUGAGUGCGCGCACGGUGACAAGCUGUUUAAAUGUGAGGAAUGUUCGAAAUUGUUCAGCCGUAAGGAAAGUCUAAAGCAGCAUGUUUCCUACAAGCACAGCCGGAAUGAGGUGGACGGUGAGUACCGCUACCGCUGUGGCAGCUGUGGGAAGACAUUCCGAAUGGAGAGUGCACUGGAGUUCCACAACUGUAGGACAGAUGACAAGACGUUCCAAUGUGAGAUGUGUUUCAGAUUCUUCUCCACCAACAGCAACCUCUCUAAGCACAAGAAGAAACAUGGGGACAAGAAGUUUGCCUGUGAGGUCUGCAGUAAAAUGUUCUACCGCAAGGAUGUUAUGCUGGACCACCAGAGGCGGCACUUGGAUGGUGUGCGGCGGGUGAAGAGAGAAGACUUGGAGGCUAGCGGGGAAAGCCUGGUUCGUUACAAGAAGGAACCUUCUGGAUGCCCAGUGUGUGGCAAGGUGUUCUCUUGCCGGAGCAACAUGAACAAGCACCUGCUGACCCACGGUGACAAGAAGUACACCUGCGAGAUCUGUGGGCGCAAGUUCUUCCGAGUGGACGUACUCAGGGACCACAUCCAUGUCCACUUCAAGGACAUCGCACUGAUGGAUGACCACCAGCGGGAGGAGUUCAUUGGCAAGAUUGGGAUCUCCUCAGAGGAGAAUGAUGACAACUCUGAUGAGAGCGCAGACUCUGAGCCACACAAGUACAGCUGCAAGAGGUGCCAGCUCACUUUCGGCCGUGGAAAGGAAUACCUGAAGCACAUCAUGGAGGUACACAAGGAGAAGGGCCAUGGCUGCAGCAUCUGCCACCGACGCUUUGCACUCAAGGCUACCUACCAUGCCCACAUGGUCAUCCACCGAGAGAACCUGCCUGACCCCAACGUGCAGAAAUACAUUCAUCCCUGUGAGAUCUGUGGGCGAAUAUUCAACAGCAUUGGGAACUUGGAGCGCCACAAACUCAUCCACACAGGUGUGAAAAGCCAUGCCUGUGAGCAGUGUGGAAAGUCCUUUGCCAGGAAGGACAUGCUGAAAGAGCACAUGCGUGUGCAUGACAACAUCCGAGAGUAUCUAUGUGCCGAAUGCGGGAAAGGUAUGAAGACAAAGCAUGCACUACGCCACCAUAUGAAGCUGCACAAAGGCAUCAAGGAAUAUGAGUGCAAGGAAUGUCACCGCAAGUUUGCACAGAAGGUCAACAUGCUCAAGCACUACAAACGGCACACAGGAAUUAAAGACUUCAUGUGUGAAUUAUGUGGGAAGACAUUCAGUGAGAGGAACACAAUGGAGACACACAAGCUCAUCCACACAGUAGGCAAGCAGUGGACUUGUUCCGUGUGUGACAAGAAGUACGUCACAGAGUACAUGCUUCAGAAACACGUCCAGCUCACCCAUGACAAGGUGGAAGCACAGAGCUGCCAGCUGUGUGGUACCAAAGUAUCCACCCGGGCCUCCAUGAGCAGACACAUGCGGCGCAAGCACCCCGAGGUCCUCGCUGUUCGGAUUGACGAUCUGGACCACCUCCCCGAGACCACCACCAUCGAUGCAUCUUCCAUUGGCAUUGUCCAGCCUGCGCUGGGCCUGGAGCAGGAGGAACUGGCGGAAGGUAAGCAUGGAAAGGCUGCCAAACGCAGCCACAAGAGAAAGCAGAAGCCAGAGGAAGAGGCUGGGGCUCCAGUGCCUGAGGACACCACCUUCAGCGAAUACCCCGAAAAGGAGCCAGAGUUUACAGGCGGUGUGGGUGAUGAGACAAAUUCUGCUGUACAGAGUAUCCAACAGGUGGUGGUUACCCUAGGGGACCCCAGUGUGACUGCUCCAUCAAGCUCUGUUGGCCUAACCAACAUCACCGUGACCCCCAUAACCACUGCAGCUGGGACUCAGUUUACCAAUUUACAGCCAGUGGCUGUUGGACAUCUUACCAACCCUGAACGCCAGUUACAGCUAGAUAACUCCAUCCUGACUGUGACCUUCGACACUGUCAGUGGCUCAGCCAUGUUGCACAACCGGCAAAAUGAUGUCCAGAUUCACCCACAGCCAGAAGCCACAAACCCUCAGUCAGUGGCCCACUUUAUCAACCUUACCACACUGGUAAACUCCAUCACACCCUUGGGGAACCAACUCAGUGAGCAGCACCCACUCACCUGGCGAGCAGUGCCCCAGACAGAUGUGCUACAGCCGCCACAGGCCCCUGCAGCGCAGCAGCAGGCGGUACAACCCCAGGUACAAAAUGAGCAGCAGCAGAUGUACAGCUACUGAUCUGUGGCUGCAGAACAGGCUGAGCUGCAGCAGGGGGGCUCUGAGGUCUGGAGGUAUUUGCUGGAUACCAAACAGGAAGAGUGUGCGCAUGUCAAGAUCACUGAGAUUAGCAUUACAGAGUUAUCUAUCAGUUUAGCUGGUGACAUGGCCUUUGGCAAGCAGGAGCUUCCACCAUGUGUUUCCUCAAGGUGAUGCAGCCUGGCCAGACCACAGUGUCACCCUCAGAGGUCUGUAAUUGUUAUGGGGCUCAGGGACACAAAUAGCAGGAUUCUAGAAGCAGGCGUGAUAUCCCAAGGACCAGGGAGAUUUGAUCUGUUUUCUUUAGCACUCCAAUGAUGAUACUGAAAUAUGGCUAGCCUUCUCAGGCAACACAUAGAAGUAAACCCAGGUUUCUCCAUGCUCCUGAAUUUACAAGCAGGGAGAAGUUAAGUAGCUCUUCUUCUGAAGUCUCAGUUCAUAUGUCACAGAGCUGUGGCCUGAGGCCUUCUGUGAGAAAUAUCAUGAGGCCCCCAGCUCAGGCACAAAAGAUACGGGAACAUCUAUAGAUUGAUUUUUAUGAACAGUCUGUUUUAUUUCAUAACCACGUUAUGUAUUAUGGUCCUCUUAUGGUCAAUAUUGAUUUCUUUUAAUAUGAUAAAGUCGUUUGCACUGUAGGGUGUUGGUCCCUGUCCAGUUGUGCACAGAUGCCUUGUGUGAGGCCACACACAGUUGUGUGCGAAGUGAGCCCUCAUGCUUGAAUCCCAGUGCUCCUCCGGAGCUAUCUCAGGACUCUGCCAUCCAAACAUAUGUAUUAUGGUGCAGCUUAGCCACAUCCCUGAAUGAAGGAUGGGGAGUGAACCCAUGUUUCCUUUCUGUGUAAGCCUUAAUUCCAAAGGUGGUUGUGUCUGAAGACCAAUUUCCUAUGAAAUGCAGAGGUUCAGCUCUGCAGGAGAGAAGCGCAGCUAGUGAUUUAAGAAACCUGAGAGGUGCUUUCCUGUGGUGAUGAGAGCAGAAGAGGUCGUCAUGACAGUGAAUGCAAACUGACCACACCCAGCUCUGAGGGAACAUGGCUAGCACAAACCUGUGCUAUCCCAGUGGCAAUAGGCCAGGCUGCCAUCAGAGAGGGUCCACAGUCCAGCACAGGGACAUGAAGAGGCAACGUGAGGAGAGAGUUUGAUCUCACUCUUCUCAUCAGUUUUUAAUGUCAUACAAAAGAAGAACUUAGAGAUGAACUUGCCUUACUUUGUCCUUGGUCCCGUGUUUCCUGGAUGUAUUCAGAUGUGGGCAGCCAUCCUACAGAGAUGGAUACUAACCAGCAGUGGACAAGGGAAAUUACAGUCAGCCUGAUAUCAGACAAGAUGUCACUUUCUCAGCACCUCAUUCCAGAGAACAAGCUUUGAGGAUGAGGCUGGAGCUUGUGUUACAUAGUUGGAGCAUAAGGAAGAGAUGACACUCAAGGACAGGUCUGUGGGUCACCUGGCCCACACCCUCUCCACAUUCACACAGGCCAGUCUCAUCUCUUAGCUGAUGGCAUGCUGGGAGUUCUUGGACUUCUUAAUUUAUGACAGUUGUUUUUAUGUUAUUUAUGUGUGUAAUUAACUACUUUGUACACAGUACCCUUAUAAAAUGAACUUGGCCUAGGGGUGAACUGUUUUCUAAGAUCUAGCCUUCGCUCUCCAAAUAAAACUAUUCCAGGAAACCAUGGAAACAGUGGGCAAUCCAUAGUUCUUAACUAUUUUUUAAAAAAUUCAACCACAAUUCCUCUUUGCCUUUAUAUCCUCUCAAAGAUGAAUGAGCUGAGUCCAAAUGAGCACUGGGCUCAAUCAAACAUCACUAGCAUUUGACUUUUAUUCUCUUCCCACUGAAAUAAAGGCCUUUGAAAUCA